CAACUGAACAGACAGUGACAUCUACUGCCUCUUUAAGACCUCAUCUUCCCACUUUAACUGUUCAGCCUCCCCCAUGCAGCCCCACCUUGUCACCAGCAGCUCUCAGUGUAGACGUGCUGGCUGUAAACUAAAGUCCCCACUGCUUAUCCUGGUGACAGUGCUCCCAUCAGCACAUUCUCUACUAAGGGAAGCCGGGUGCUUACACUGAUCGAUCUCUCACCGGUGGACUUCAGCAUACUAGGUUUUUGUCUAUUGUCAAAGUUGGGAGAAGGAGUGAAACGCUUGCUGGACCAUGAGUGAGCUGGAGCAGUUGCGGCAGGAGGCAGAGCAGCUGCGCAAUCAGAUUAGAGAUGCCAGGAAAGCAUGCAGCGACUCCAGCCUGUCCCAGAUUACAGCUGGUCUGGAUUCAGUUGGUAGGAUCCAGAUGAGAACGAGGCGGACACUCCGAGGCCAUUUAGCCAAAAUCUACGCCAUGCACUGGGCUACUGAUUCUAGGUUACUAGUUAGUGCCUCACAAGAUGGCAAACUCAUCAUUUGGGACAGCUACACCACAAACAAGAUUCAUGCCAUUCCAUUAAGGUCAUCAUGGGUGAUGACUUGUGCCUAUGCUCCCUCAGGGAAUUAUGUAGCCUGCGGAGGCCUGGACAACAUCUGCUCAAUCUAUAGCCUUAAAACCCGUGAGGGCAAUGUCAGAGUCACUAGAGAACUUCCUGGACACACAGGUUAUUUGUCUUGUUGUCGCUUUUUGGAUGAUAGUCAGAUAGUCACCAGCUCUGGAGAUACUACUUGUGCUCUGUGGGACAUUGAGACUGGUCAGCAGACCACCACAUUCACAGGGCACAGUGGAGAUGUGAUGAGCCUGUCACUCAGCCCUGACUCUAAGACCUUUGUGUCAGGUGCCUGCGAUGCAUCCUCAAAAUUGUGGGACAUCCGAGAUGGAAUGUGCAGACAGUCUUUCACGGGACAUGUUUCUGAUAUAAAUGCUGUCAGUUUCUUCCCAAAUGGUAAUGCGUUUACCACAGGCUCGGACGACGCCACUUGUCGUUUGUUUGACCUUCGUGCAGACCAGGAACUGAUGAUGUAUUCACACGACAACAUUAUCUGCGGCAUCACUUCCGUGGCCUUCUCUAAGAGUGGCCGCCUGCUGCUCGCUGGCUAUGAUGACUUCAACUGCAAUGUAUGGGAUACUCUAAAGGGAGAGCGUGCAGGUGUUCUAGCUGGGCAUGACAACAGAGUCAGCUGUUUGGGGGUAACCAGUGAUGGCAUGGCUGUGGCUACCGGUUCUUGGGAUAGCUUCCUUAGGAUAUGGAACUGACCUCACUGGGUUGGACUUUGAGAGCCACGCCUUCUGAUCACACAAUUACUGUAGUGCACCGCUGCCACACAGGACCCUUCCCUCUCCAUCUCCUCCUUAUAGAUGCCCUAAUUUUCUUCAUCUUCUCUCUUUCUUAGACCACAUUAUCCCAUCAUCCUGCAGUCAGUUAAAGAGGUGAGGACCAAUAGCGAUACCUCUGACUCGAGGUGGGGGACAGACUGUGUUGUGUACAGUAUAUUUCUGCAAUUCUGUGUGCUUGUAUGUAUAACAUAUGCACUUCUGACAGUGUUUGGAUGUUCUGGUGUGUGGAUACUUGUGAUUGGUAUCUUAACUGUCCCUUUUUUUUCCUGCUUAUUUUCUUUGUCCCGAAUCACAGUGCUUUUUGCCAGACACAGUGGCCAGUGUAAUUAACUAAGGGUUUAGGCUGCCACAGUAUUGUAGGCCAUAAGUGUUUGAUCCUCUACCUUAAUUUAGUUAGCAUCAGGUAGCAUCAGUGUUGGUUCUUUUCUACCAUAAAUGAUCCAGGCUGAGCUUGGUAAUGUAUAGUUGUGAGAGAAACACUGACGCCACUGAGCUUGUGUUUUCCAUCCUCUACCGACUCAGUGUAUUAAACUGUAUUAUAGCCAGCACAGAAGGAUUUUCAUUAAGCCCGUCUGUCCAUCUGUCUUUACUAUCACUAGAUGCACUAUCUGACAUUUGCUGCUUUGCAUAUUUAUUUGGCUGAAUAUAUGAUACAUGUAUGGUUAAAGGGAUAGUUCACCCACAAGUGUAAUUAGUUGUCAUUUGUUCUGCUAAAAUCAAAAGAACAGUUCUAAAGAAGACUGUGCUGUUUUCCAAAAAAUCACAAUAUUUAAGUACUGAUGCAUUUAUGCUUAAUGGAUCCAAAAAACCCUUAAAAUGGAUAUGAAAGUAUUCCAGAUGACUCUGCAUUCCAAGUCGUCUGAGGACAUACAAAAGAAUGAGUCAGAAACAGACUGAAAUUUGGUCAAAGUUGGUCAUCUAAAUUUAGCGACUCCAGAUUGAGUGGGUUGAAUGAACUCCUGAGUCGAAUCAGAAUGAAACAUUUCAUAAACACUCCAAGGAGUCCUGUUACAUAUGUUAUCAGUGAAUUACGACUUUGUUAUUCACCAAAAAUGUUUUGUAUGUCUUCAUAAGACAUGGAGCAGUACACCUAUCAUAUGGACCACCUUCAUGUGUGGACGCACAAAAAUCAAAUAGUUUUGCAAUAACUUGAGGGUGAGUAAGUGAUGACAUUUUAAGCAAAACUAUUUCUGGAAAGUUUAAGUCUUUUUGUUUUGAUCCAAACACCAAGCAUGGCCUUGAUGCUUUGUGUGACUUUGCCACUGAUGAGCAUGCUGGAAUUGUAACCUGAUUCCUAACAAAGAGGCCUUGGUCACUGCCACUCUGACAAUGUCUGCCUUUUUACACACACUAUGAACACCUGCCAUCUGAGAUGAAGACCUAGCUAGGACUGUAUGCUUUUGCACUAGAAAAUAGUCAUGUGAGACUGCACACACUGGUGUUUCUGCACUCGUUUGAAUUAAUGUGCUUCAGCUCUGUGACAAAAAAAAAAACUGUCAUGGACCACAAGCUACACUGUGCAUAUUUAGACACAAAUGUGUGUAUUGAAGGUAUAAAUCCCUCUGUCUGUUUCUGUAAAACAACAACAACAAAAAAAGCAAGCCUUAAACGCAAGUCAUUUUUCACUUGAACCACCAGUAAUCACCUUAAAUUUGUGCCAGUCAGUGUGAAUAAAUGUACAGGCUGGCUUUGUGAGCAUAUAAAAAUAUGUACAAAGGUUAUGCUUUUCAUUGUGGUUGUUUAGUUUUAGACUUUUUUUUUUUUCAGGCAAGUUUUUUGACAUUAAUGAUAUUUACAUUUCCAAUACCAGUUUGCAUUCAGUAUUCUGUAUCGUUUUGUGCUAUUUCAAGAGUUUAAUAUAUGACAUUACUGUUCAUCAGGUAAAUUUCAUUUCAAUCAUGCAAUUACUUAUGUUAUGAAAGGACAUCCAACACGUGGAAGUUAUGGACCUCCUGUUUUGAGUGUUUACAACAUUUAGGCAGUUAUUAUUUAGGUAAUUAAGGUACAUGAAGAACUUUGCAUAGUGCAAUGAAGGCAAAAAGGGUUUUAACCUGAAUUGAUUUAGUAAAACCAACAUAAUUCAUAUGACAUCCAAUUGUCCUCCAGGUAUAGCCUUUUGUAGUCGUUUAAUUGACUUGAAAUGUUUCGUCUCAAUACAAUACAAGUUCAAAACAAUCAACAAUGUACAGUACACUUACAAGUAAAUUAACUUAUGCCUUUUUAUUCUGGGAAAAUGAGGCACCUGCAAUUAAAAUAAAUGGUGAACAGCAUUUGUGCACAUGUAAAUUUGGCAGUUAUAUUUGUAUUAUUUGGGUUUUGUAAAUUGUCAUCACCAACAUCAUAAUAUCGCUAUGAUUUAGUUUCAUGUUAACACAGUCUGCAACUUUAGUUGCUAUACUUUUUUAAUGACAUUUUUUAGUGUUUAUUGGUUUUGUUCUAAGUGUCUUCAUUCAUCCAUGAUUGUUGCUUUUUGUGUGUUUGUGAAGACUAAUACGAUUGACCUUAGCUCAUAUUGAAUCCAGAACAUUCAUUAGAUUUGAAGUUCAACCUGAACUUGCCAGUUAGUCCAUAAAGUACAUGAACAUGAUCGUAGGGAGCAGGCAACAUAAUAUCCUAUGGAUAUUUCAGCUAGCUUACUGAGCCUUAUCCUAUGGAUAAGAUCAAAUACUGUGCUAGCAAUACCACAAUCCAUUGACUCUGAGGGGGAGGUGGGGGGCAGCUUGCUUAAGUUUUCAAAAUCCUUAACGGUAUAAAAAAUCAUGCUUGACCUUUAAGUUAGAACUUGACAAUUAAAUCGACAUGCAGGUGGUUUCCAAAUGUGAAAAUGAUUGUGUUAGAACUAUCGUAUUAAAUGAUGCAGCUUAUAUUAUCCAGAUCUUUGCAAUCACUUUUUCUUUCAUUUAAAGUAGGCACUCAGCACAUAACUUAUGAUGUGAGGCUUAAAUAUUUGUAUUUUUUGAAGAAGUUUUCCCUUACAACAUUUGCUUUCCACAUGCUGGCCUUCUUGCUAAAGGCAGUGACAGCUUAGUUUUUCUGAAUUUGAAUUUAACCAAGGUUGUUUUUACAGGGGUGGUUAUUCUGACAAGCAUUGAAAUUACAGCACUGAAACCCCAAGGCAGACUGGCAGCAGUUAAUGUCUAAAAUGGAUAACAAUACUACAAAGAAAUACUCUAAAUACUCUAAAAAUUAAAGUGAAUAAAGAAGUAAAUGCAGCAUUGGCUGUAGCGUGAUCACAGAUUCGAUGUAUCACAUUGAAGUGUUGUUUAGCUUUGCUUUCACUUGCUACAGAAACUUUUUCAUUUAUAAACAUACAGGACACAAAUAACCGAAGUGCAAUCUGUUAAGCAUAUUAACAACAUACUGUCACCAACCCUCAAACAAAUUGUGGUUUACCAAAGAGCAAGCGUGCUUGAUUCAUAGUGGUUUUGAUGUAUUUUAUAUAGCGAUAGAUCUACUUCCUAAUGGGUGCAAAAUAAACGAUCCUUGCUGUUGUAAUGGACAAGAUAUUUGGAUGGUCCUGCAAAUGCUGUAACUAUUUGAUUUAAAAUCAGAUGAUUUUGAUUUUAAUUCACUUAUACGGUAAUUAUUAGUUGCCCCUCCCUAGUGUGUAUAUAUCAUGGACAAAACCAGCAGACAUAACUGCCUCUUGAUUCUAACAUACAUUCCUCUUAAUUCACUUUAAAUGCUUUAUUGACAACAGAUUUGUAUUAUUUACUUUAUGCUGGCUCAGAAAACAAUGAUGUCUUGCUGUGGGAUCUUUUUUAUUUAGGUUUUUAACAGAAUUUGUUUGUAUUCGUACAGUGGCAGUAAAACCUGUUAUUAUUUGUUGUCGUAAACCAAUAAAUGCUUUUCAUCAAGA
Carassius gibelio (silver crucian carp) is the source of this 5255-nucleotide messenger RNA. Its product is annotated as guanine nucleotide-binding protein subunit beta-4. The coding region runs from base 293 to 1315 and encodes 340 amino acids. The record is from RefSeq and is a predicted model, not a curated record. Gene Ontology annotation, biological process: G protein-coupled receptor signaling pathway. Gene Ontology annotation, molecular function: protein binding; signaling receptor complex adaptor activity. NCBI's taxonomy places the organism in Eukaryota, Metazoa, Chordata, Actinopteri, Cypriniformes, Cyprinidae. The transcript is spliced from 10 exons. Gene Ontology annotation, cellular component: cytoplasm; heterotrimeric G-protein complex.